Molecule: messenger RNA, 1233 nt
Organism: Venustampulla echinocandica
Lineage: Eukaryota; Fungi; Ascomycota; Leotiomycetes; Helotiales; Pleuroascaceae
Product: putative endothiapepsin
Exons: 3
Coding region: 1-1233 (410 amino acids)
Biological process (GO): proteolysis
Molecular function (GO): aspartic-type endopeptidase activity
Source: RefSeq, a predicted model, not a curated record
AUGCUUUCCGCACUCUCCUUACUGGCUUUGGCCGCCGUUGUUGUCCAAGCAGCACCAACCCCGGCAACCGACUCAGCGGUGGUGAGUCUGGUCGGCAGCAAACAAUUCUCAGCUCCAGCCGUCAAAAACCCCAAUGCUAUCCGCAAUGGCACACUUGCUUUGUUAAAGGCAUAUGCCAAGCAUAACUUGAUCCCAACGCAGGACUUCUCCCCGGAGUUUCUGGCCGAGUUGAACCAACUCAAGAAGCGUCAAGACACCUCUACUCCCGCCGUACCAUACCAACAAGUUGAGUAUUUAGUUAACAUCGCCGUUGCUGGCCAAAAAUUGAACUUGGACUUUGAUACCGGGAGUGCCGACUUAUGGGUGUUUUCCGACUCAUUGCCAGCCUCCUCCAAAAAGGGCCAUAAUAUUUACACUCCCUCAUCCAGCCCGUCAUACAAAGUCCUGAGUGGUCAUAAGUGGUCUAUCGCGUAUGCAGAUGGCUCUGGCGCGAGUGGCACCGUGGGCACCGACACAGUGACAAUCGGCGGAACAUCUGUUACCAAUCAAGCCGUUGAGCUUGCUGACCGGAUCUCUUCCUCAUUUGUGACUGAUGGGUUAGAUGGACUGCUCGGAUUGUCAUUCAGCAGCAUCAACACUGUUAAACCCACACAACAAAAGACCUGGUUCGACAACGCCAAAGCAUCCCUCAGCUCCCCCCUCUUUGCCGCUUACUUGCCGUUCAACGCCAACGGCGCCUAUGACUUCGGCUACCUCGACUCUGCCCACUAUAGUGGCACUCCUGUCUACGCACCCGUUGACGACACCAAUGGAUUCUGGGAAGUCGCGUCCACAUCCUACAAAGUGGGCGGUACCACCCACUCCCUACCUGGUAACACCGGCAUCCUCGAUACAGGAACUACCCUUGCCCUCAUGGUCGACUCCGCCGUCUCUGCAUACUACGCGCAAGUUUCCGGUGCAGUAAACUCCCGGAGCCUCGGCGGAUGGGUCUUUCCCUGCAAGGGUACUACCCUUCCUGACCUGUCCGUCCGCCUCGGCCCCACGAAUUAUGCUACGAUCCCUGGCAAGCUUUUGAACUUCCAACCUGCUGAUGCUAGUGGAACGCAGUGCUACGGUGGUCUGCAAAGUGUUGGUGGUGGAACCAUGAAUGUCUAUGGUGACGUUUUCUUUAAUGCUUUCUACGGAAUCUUUGAUGCGAAUGGACCGAGAUUUGGAUUCGCACCGCUUAAGUGA